UUGUACAUUACCGCCACCUUUUGAAGUGGAGUGUGGCUCUCUAAACCAAAUAUGGAAAUGUCGAUACCAACGUUAGUAUCAAUAUUUAUCGAUACCAAUGUAAAAGAUCGAUACUUAGGCUUCAGUUGGUUUCCUGUUGAGGUUUCAUUGAAGAUGGAACCAAAUUCCAUACAGAUCUCCUGACUGCGUGGCCUACAUGCUAACUAGGUAAACUUAGAAAAAAGAAAAAACAAUGUAAAUUGUGUUAAAAACAUCAGUUCUUGUUAGCAUUAUGAAUUUUUAUGUUAUACAUAUUUUAUACUGCGAGUGAACGCAAUUCAACUGAGCACAAACAUGAGCGACUCACAAACAGCAGAUGGCACUAUUUCACUUUACGGCAGACUCUUGUGUUCUUAUGACGUCUAUUGCAUUGUCGCGACGUGAAUGUAUAAUAUUUUAUAUCUAUAUUUAUGUCUAUCUUAGUAGCUGAUAUGAAUUGUGAUACCGGGGGCGACUAUUCUGGUCUACAACUAACUGCUAGACGAUUAGCUUGGUAAAGUUGUAAACCAUAAGACAAAACCGGAAGUUAAAAUAACGAACAAAUCAAUACAGUAUCUAAAAUCUAAAACCCAUUUAACUACAAAAACACAUAAGAACGCUGCCAAACCCGCGCUAUUUUCUGACUUAUUUACUUACUUUAAAUUUCCUUUCUAGCUGUUUUGUUUUGAAAGUUCCAACAGGGGUCAUGUUUUGAAAGUUCCAACAGGAAGUUCGUGUGUGAGCUCCGAUUGUGUUUGUUUGAGAGCUGAGCUGCUGGUGGUUGGUCAGUGUCGUCACAAGGCAGCAUGAGACUCUCAUCUGCUUACCAGGGAUGCACACAUUGGACAGAAAAAGCCGUAUGAUGGCUCAUUUCAAGGGAAGUGACAUGUGGAAGACCGAAAUUCUUCUACUGAUGUUUGCAGUAGUGCUGGGCUCAAAGGUUACACGCUGUGAGGACAUGGAGUCUAUGGAAGGAGAUGAGUUAGCCUCGCAAGAUCAGCAGGAGAAUGUGGCCGACAUAUUGGCGGUUCUGGGAACGACACGUCACCAGAUCCUGGCUGCGCAGUUUGAGUGCUACUUGAAGAUAAUUCGUGAUCCGCCGCGAGCUGAUGAAGGUAGUUACUGUAACCGCACAUGGGAUGGCUGGCUAUGUUGGGGGGAUUCGGCACCAGGGACCGCCAUCCAGAUGUGCCCUGAAUACUUCCACGAUUUUGACCCUGCCGAGAAAGUGACCAAAGUAUGCAAUCCUAACGGCCAGUGGUUCCACCACCCAGAGAGCAACAGAGUUUGGUCCAACUACACUCAGUGUCAGAUCUACACCAAAGACAAACUCAAGUUUGCCAUCAGUCUCUACUACCUAGCCAUGGUGGGUCACGGCCUCUCCAUUGUCUCCCUCAUCAUCUCCCUCAUCAUCUUCUCCUACUUCAAGAGUCUUAGCUGCCAGAGAAUCUCCCUCCACAAGAACACCCUCCUCUCCUUCAUUUUCAACUCAGUCGUUACCAUCAUGUGGCUUUCUCUCACGGUGGCCAACAACCAGGCCAUCAACACCAGCAACCCACUGAGCUGUAAAGUGUUGGCCGUGUUGACUCAGUACACAUCCACCUCCAACUACUUCUGGAUGCUGUGCGAGGGCAUCUACCUUCAUACUCUCAUCAUAGUGGCCGUCUUUGUUGGGGAGCAGCAGCUCUUCUGGUACUACGUCCUGGGGUGGGGAUUUCCUAUCAUUCCUGCCAUCACGUAUGCCGUGGCUCGUGGCUAUUUCUUUAACGACAAGUGUUGGUUCAGCUCACACACUCACCUGCUCUACAUCAUCCAUGGCCCCAUUCAAGCUGCACUGCUGGUCAACUUGUUCUUUCUGCUGAACAUUUUGCGGGUUCUGAUCACCAAGCUGAAGGAGACCCACUGUGCCGAGUCCACGACUUAUAUGAAGGCUGUGAGAGCCACCCUCAUCCUCAUCCCUCUGCUGGGGGUACAGUUCAUCCUCUUCCCCUGGAGGCCCGAGGGACGCAUCAGCCGGGCGAUCUAUGACUUCUUUGUAAAUAUCUUUUGCCAUUUCCAGGGACUCCUGGUUGCAAUUAUAUUCUGUUUCUGCAAUGGUGAGGCCCAAACAGCACUGAAGAGGAAAUGGGCCCAGUGGAAAUUAGCCUGGGAUAAGACCGGCUGGGGCGAGACCCCCACCACCACCCACAGCCACUUCAGCUACCACAACAAUUCCUCCAUCACAGAAACCAGCCGCGCCACUGUAAGCUUGGAGCAACCCGACGCUCACUGGAAGAGUGGCGAGAGCGCUCCCUUCCUGUCUGAAAGUAGCGCGGCGUGCGACACCAGAGAGGCUGACACGAUGAACAAGUUGCGGACGACCAACAUUUGACGCAGAUGACGACGCUACCGCCAUUUUUGUCAUAAUAGAACCCUGGUCUUUUGUAUUUUAAGUGCAACUUAAAAGCCAUUGUAUAUUCAGAUUGAAAAACACAUCACGUACAUAAAUGAUAUCACUGUGUAGUGCUUAUAUAUGUCAUAGUUUUGUAUAUAUAUAUGUUGUGCCUUAGAACUUAUUUACUAUAAUUCCUCAUAUAGUGUUUAGGGUUUAGUGCAGGCUUUAUACUAUCUACUUUCUUAGACUGAAAUAUAAAUGUCAGCUUUACAGAUGCCAUGUGUUGUGUAUCACCUGAUUUUUUUUUCUUUCUCAGGGGAAAAAAUGCCACUAUUUCAGGUGUGGUUGUAUUUAUUCAAGUGGAAUAACCCAUGGAUUAAUUCAGGCUACUAUACAGGCUACUAUUUGAGGGAUUAUGUUAUUAUGGGCAAUAAUGCUUUAGUGCCUUUGUGAAUGUUUUUUUUCUGCCCCACUGAAAACACACUUGUUACUUUGACAUUCCAAUUAAAAAAAGAACAUGAGUUGUAUCUUGGAAACUUGAUUGUGGAUUAUUCAUGGCGUAUCUUUGAAAAAACAUGUCCAUAAAAAAGGGGGGUCCUUUUUGAAAUAUGUGCACU
Doryrhamphus excisus (bluestripe pipefish) is the source of this 3009-nucleotide messenger RNA. RefSeq names its product calcitonin receptor-like 2 (gene calcrl2). Gene Ontology annotation, molecular function: adrenomedullin receptor activity; calcitonin receptor activity; calcitonin gene-related peptide receptor activity. Gene Ontology annotation, biological process: adenylate cyclase-activating G protein-coupled receptor signaling pathway; cell surface receptor signaling pathway; angiogenesis. Gene Ontology annotation, cellular component: plasma membrane. NCBI's taxonomy places the organism in Eukaryota, Metazoa, Chordata, Actinopteri, Syngnathiformes, Syngnathidae. The record is from RefSeq and is a predicted model, not a curated record.